AUGUUCGGACCGAGUGCAUCGCAUAUCCAGUCUCACAGGGAUGUGCCCGUCGAACAACUAUUCACCAAACUGGAUAUCGUCGGCAAAGGCGCUUAUGGGGCCGUCUACAAAGGUAUUCAUAAUGCCACUCGAACCGUAUUAGCCCUCAAGGUUAUCAACCUCGACACAGCAGAGGACGACAUAAUCGAAAUCCAACGCGAGGUCGCCCUUCUCUCCCAGCUCAGGGACUCAGACAAACACAACUGCAUCGGCUACCACGGCUGCUACUUCUACAAGACCGAGCUAUGGAUCGCAAUGGACUUCGCCUCCGGGGGCUCCAUCCGCACCCUCCUCAAACCGGGCAAGAUCGACGAGAAAUACACCCAGCUGAUCAUCCGAGAAACACUGAUCGGGCUCAACUACCUCCAUCGCCAGGAGAUCAUCCACCGGGACAUCAAGUCCGCCAACAUCCUCCUCACCAACUCCAACCGAGUCCUGCUCUGCGACUUUGGAAUCGCCGCCCCACUCCAGUCCACCAACCACAAGCGCUCGACGUUUAUCGGCACGCCCUACUGGAUGGCCCCCGAAGUGAUCACCGACGGCAAACUCUACGACACCAAGGCCGACAUCUGGUCUCUCGGCAUCACCCUCUACGAAAUGCUCAACGGGAACCCGCCCUUCUCCGACCUCACCCCCGCCAAGGUCAUCCUCAAGAUCCCCCGGAGCCAGCCUGCCAAACUCGAGGGCAACCAAUUCUCAAACGGCGUCAAAGAAUUCUUGGCUGCCUGUCUGAUCGACGAACCGAACGAUAGACCUACGGCUGAAGAACUCUGCAAACACAAAUGGAUCAAGUCCAUCAGCAAAGCUCCGCUAUCCCCACUCAAAGACCUCACCGCACGAUAUUCACGCUGGAUCAACUCCGGCGGCGUCCGGCAAUCUCUCGCCGAUAUCACAACCCUAGACCAAACCAGUCCCGGGCCUGACUCGCCCCCGCUAGACAAAGCUGACUGGGAUUUCAUGGAUGAUCACGAGCUGAACAGUUACAAGAUGGAUGGCAUCAAUGCAAUCGACCCCCGAGAUCAGGCGGCCGAUUCUAAGGAUGGCGCAGUCACCCUAAGGCCACAGCCAACAGCACCGCUGCGACCCACACGACCGCAUCGUCUGAUGAAACUGUUCGAAGAGGAUAGCACGAGCGAGAAUGCCGGCUCGAUGUUCAACAAAUUCAGCUUCCAACACUCCUACGCCAAUCCGAUCUCGCCAGUCAACAACUCCUAUGGCUCCUCUGCCCAAUCCUCCCCCGUCGUCGGCCUUGGCUUCCCUGUACCUGGGAUGACGGGUCCCCAAAACGACCUGAGGAUGGAGCUCGCCGCGCCCACCAUCUCGAUUCCUAGCACCGAAGAACUGGAAACCUACCUCGAGCCUCCAUACACCGGAGACCCAACGAACCCCAACCGGCCGUUCUCCCCAUCUACCUCAUCAUACAACCGCUCCAUCACCCCUACACCCUCCAGGCUCAAACAGACCUCCUCGGGAGCCGCAUCUUCCAACAAGAGCAAGUCAAUGACUGACGGGACUCCUCUUUCGCCAAGUCCUCCUCUGGCCUUGGACACCCACACCUCGAACCCGUCCAAACCCCUCCUUCCCUUAGGCGUCUCGCCCCCGCCCCUACCCUCGUCGCCUUCGCUGCCACUGGUGUCGAAGAAAGAGGCCGAGACAGCACAUGCACAUGGGUCGGGCCUGAGUCGGAGCCGGGCGAACACGGCGCCCCUGGGCGACGGCAACAAGCUCCCCACGAGCGCCCACAGCCCCGCCCUGCCCUCGCCCAUGUUCAAUCGCGGAAACUUUUCGGGCGCGGCUAGUGGGGGCAAACAGUUUGCUGGGAACGGGUUCAGCUUCGGCGGCCCCUCGCCAUCGUCGGCCACGAGCUCGCCCGUCACCCUUGUCCCCGGCACCAGCGAGUUCGGCUCGACCUACAUCCAGCCUACCAGCGGGCCGGGCCAGGCCGGCGGGAUGAAUGGGGGCACGGGGACGGGCCACUCCCAUGUGCUCUCGCCCGACCGGGAGCGGAACUUGAAGAGCGGGGGCUCGAGCUCGUCCGGAUACCCGAGCACCAGCGGCACUCUGUCCCCCAGUCUUCCGCCGGGUCCGACCAGCAUCCGUACACGCUCGACGGCCGACGCCACCGGGCCUGCCAUCACCAAGCUCGGCAACCCCAGUCUGUCUUCCUCGAUGAGCUCGGCCACCAGCCAGGCCCUGUCCACCGGCUCCACCAGCCACAAUGUCUUCCCCCCCGUCCUCUCCUCCGCCAGACCCGGCCCCGUCUCCGCCGCUACCCCCCUUGCCCCCGUCCAGCUCAUAUCCAAUUGGCCCACCGGCGACCGCAUCAAAUCCCGGGCUGACCUUAACUACCAUUUGCUUAAGGACGUCAAGGACGUUAAGAUCCAGCUCGAGAAUAACCUCUUCGAACUUAGUCGCUGGCUCGAGACUUGCGACGCUGGCUUGGGCCUCUUGAUCGACUCUUUGAAAUAA
This is a messenger RNA of Puccinia triticina, 2508 nucleotides long. RefSeq lists its product as uncharacterized. Lineage: Eukaryota; Fungi; Basidiomycota; Pucciniomycetes; Pucciniales; Pucciniaceae. Gene Ontology annotation, biological process: protein phosphorylation. The transcript has 5 exons. Gene Ontology annotation, molecular function: protein kinase activity; ATP binding. The coding region runs from base 1 to 2508 and encodes 835 amino acids. The record is from RefSeq and is a predicted model, not a curated record.